GCAGGUCUGCCCAUUGAUAAAUGUUGUUAGUGAUGUUCCAAUUUAAUUAAUCAUAUUAAAAAACCUUUUUUCUAAUGAGUUUAAUUAAUUUAAAUUAAAGAAGAAACAACAGCUCCACAAUAAAAUUGAAUUAAAAUUAAAUAACAAAUAUAAAAAGUGAAAUAACUUGUCAGCAAGCUCAAACAAGGAUCAAGAUUUAAUUUUUAAUUUAAUUGAAAUUUCAGAUUAACUUGUUGUUUUUGUAAGUUAGGUGUAAAAUAAAAAUAAGGAGUGAAAAAGAUGUCUUGGGCUAGCGAAUUUCCCAACGAAUUAUUCAGGCGUCCGACUGGUUUGAUACUUUUCACUGGCCUUGACGUUCCCUCUAACCCACUCCAUAAUUCCGUUUGGGAGUCUUUCACGAAAAAUCAUAAUAAAGUUGAUAAGUUCUUCCUGCAUUACAAACUGCAUGAUAUCAAUCAGGAACUCCCUAAAAGUAGACAGAAGAGGCCUACGUACGACUGGUACAUUCCAAAAGGUAUUCUGAAGUGCACGUGGAUGAAGAAACAUCUUGAAAUUAUUCCUUCCUUAGUGGUCCUCUUCAUUGACUACGACUGGGAUGACGUGCAGUGGAAAGAUAAACAGGCGGAAUGUCUUGAAAAGUUCAAAUUCAUCAAAAAUUAUUUGGCCGGGAGAGCAACCAAGAUAGGCAUCGUUCUGAUACAAAAGAAUGCACCGCUGCCCCCAGGCGAGGACCUCGUUGCAUCGGAGCGUGCCUCCUCCCUUUGCUCCUCCUGCGACCUCUCUAACAAGUUUCUCUACGUCAUCUCCGUUGCUGAAAAUAUCACUGGAUACACGCUCAGGUUGGAACAAGCAUUUGCUGAUCACUCAAAAACUUACUACCACACUGAAGCUAGGAGGGCCAAGGCUCACAAAGAUUUACUCAAUAAAACAACUCAUGCUUUACUCUUCGUAAGGCAUCAGUUCAAAAUAGCCUUCUUCAAUGAACAAAAGCAGGACUUACAUGCUGCUCUCAAGUAUUACAAGCAAGCUUAUGCCUACAUCUUGGAGUUGAGGUUUCUUGACUUCAACAUUCUCGAAAUUAAGACUAUUGCAGGGUUCCUCACAUACAAGAUAUGCAAGUUGUGUUUUAUGCACAAUACACCGUUAGAUGCCAUAUCUCAGUUCAGAAAGCACAUUGACUUCUUCAAAAACAAGCCCGGGAUUCCGGAACUUUCAUUCGAACAUAGUGCAUGGAUGUCGAAACAAUUUUUGGUUUUUGCUGAUUUGUUUGAUGAGGCCAUCAAGCAAGGCCUGACAGCCAUCUUGACCCAGCACCCAGGAAUUUAUUAUCAACAGGCUGCUCACCAUUCUUGCAACAGAAGAUCUCUUUCAAUGACCAUAUGCCAAGGUGUUCCAGCACGAUCCUGCAGUGAUUUGAUCGAAGCUUUGAACAACUUGGAUUAUUACGGUCAGAGACCAUGGAGGCAGGGGCAUCAAAGUAUCGAACCUCCUGAUUUGAGGGAAGAACGAGAAGGCAUACUCUCGCUGCAAAUCUUAGAGAAGCAGGUGGACUACUGCAAAAUCAUAAUUCCUAUUUUGGGCUAUGCUAUCACUCAUGCUAAGAAAUUCAAGUCGCCAAGAAUGAAGAGACAUCUUACUGUGCAGUUGUUACGUGAGUACUACAACGCCAACGAAUUCGCGAAAGCCCUGCCCCUCCUAUCCAGAGUGACCUGGGAGUACAGAAACGAACGCUGGUGGAUCAUCUUGACUUCCAUACUCCAGAUGGCGCUAAAAUGCGCCUACUUAUCGUGCAGCCCUCGUGAGUACGUCACCAUCUGCCUCGAACUUGUUGGCGUCUAUGGAAUGGUUAGCAAGGAUGAAAAGUUGAGACUGCAAAGAAAUAUUCAACAGAUAAUUAAUGGUGAGACCCCAUCGGCUGAGGAAAACGUGAAAGAGUCCUUCUUACAUUCAGCUGUUUCAGCCUGGGAUGCAUAUGCGCAAUCAACUGAUAAGAAGGAUUACAGCAUUGAGAUGAGUUGUGUUCACUCAUUUGUUGAAGUCCGGAUUCAGUUUGCAAAAGAGAUCUUUUCUGUGGACACUUACAUAGAGUUACAAGUUUUUUUGAGAUCUCAUGCGCCGGAACCUAUUUACUUCAAAAAGUUAUCCAUCACGUUCAACAAUUCAUCGUACAAUGAAUGCUGCUUCUGGCAAUACAAUGAUUCCAACUCCAACUUCACCAGCAACCGAUUGAUGACCGUAAUGAGUGACGGCGACGACGACAACGAAGAUGAUUAUAAAAUUGAAGAAGGCGUUGGCAAAAUGUUGAAACUCUCUUACGGGAAAGUUAAAGUGGUCACUUUCAAAUUUAUUUCAUUGCCCAGUGAUGUUGGCGGACAAAUCGAGGUGUUAUCCAUGGUCAUGGAGAUGGGCCAGAAUAUAAAAACUGAGAAAACCAACUUGCCAAAGUUUAACUUGUUGUGGAAUGGAACGAGUUUGGACAGUGCUCCUCCGAUGGUCUGCUUACAGAAGAAUUUCUUCCCGGAACCAUCCGCCAUACCGAAAAAGGAUGAAGAUAGGUGGCAGGCUAUCAGGAUGGAACCUUUCGCUAAAGUUACUUCUAGGAAGCCGAACAUAAAACUGAAUGUCCUUCACAAUGCGCCUGGAUUCGUGGAGGAGAUGCUAGAGUUUACUGUGGUUGUGACCAGCUGUGAGGAUAAUGAAAUCCGUAAUGUGAGGUUAGGUUUGCCAGGCUCUCUUAUUAAAUCCGACCAUACUGAUGAAAAAAUUAGAAUUAUUAAAAAAUGUAUUCAAUUUCAUCCAAUUAUAAUUGACAUGUGUCACAAAGUUCCACAGCGUGGCACGACAACAGCCAAGUUUUAUGCUACUUCAAGAUCUCCUGGAAAAUUGAUUCUCAUGCUGUCGAUCACUUACGAUAUUGGAAUCCAGUUUAGCAAGGGUGAAACAACGUGCAGGUGCGCAGAGAAUCAACUGGUGCAUGUUGACUUCGUUGAUCCCGUUGACAUAGAUGUGGUUCUUCUUACUCCGAAGUUGGAAAGGAUUCUUCCACUUGCCCCUGUUGACGGCAGCUUCAUCAUCAUGACCGCACUACGCAACAACUUCAAAUGUCCCAUUCAAAUUCUCAAUUCCAAACUUCUACUGAGUGACAAGGCAGUUUUGGAGGAUGAUCCAUUGAAAGAAUCGUACCUUCAAGCAGAAGUGAUCAUCCAAGGAGAAGAGGCGAGUGAGAACUUCUGCGUGUCGGCCGACGUCAUCACAAAUCAAGUAGUACCACUUGGACAAUAUCAGGUCUUCAUGACGAGGCAAGAAUUGCAGAAGUACAAACCAGAGACUGACCCACAGAACUUCAUGAAAGUUUUUUCCAAAACGAUCACUCUGCCAUCAGUCGUCGUGACAACCAUUCCACUGGAGUUUAAGCUGGAUGUGGCCUCGCAUGGAGUUGUGCACAACAAUCUCGUGACCACCUACAUCAUAAAGAAUGUUUCCUCUGUAGUGCAAGAGUUGCAAGUCUCCAUGGAAGCUUGUGAUGGAUUCAUGUUCUCCGGGCAUAAACAGGUAAAUUUGAGAGUGUUGCCAAAUAGCGAAACACGUUUGCGAUACAAUUUGGUUCCAGUGGUGCCUGGCAACGUUAUGCUUCCAAAGUUGAAAAUUAUAAACAUAAGAUUUCCCGAUUGCAAUCUGGACCACUACCUGCAGAAGUCCUUACCCACUCACGUCUUCAUUAGGCCGAAAGUUAGGACAUCGGGUAUUGUUCAGCCGGGCAACUGACGUCUGCAACAACCUUCAUUUCUACGUUCACGCUACUAUGUCGUCGUCCAUUAUGUAAUAUCGGACUGAAAGUUGUUGAGACUGUUAUAUUUUUGUUCAUUACUACUGUUCUUUAACCAUUGUCUCAUACUUAUUAUUAGUCGGGCGAGGUUAAAAUUUUUUAAAUCAUCAAAUAAAUUCUUCACUGAUAAUUUGUUUUAUAUAUAUAUGGCUUCAAUUUAAAGUCAUAUUAUGUUUUUAUUUUGCAAUUUGAAAUAUUUAUAACAGGGAUAGAUCACGUUG
Messenger RNA from Helobdella robusta, 4047 nucleotides. RefSeq lists its product as hypothetical. Bases 280 to 3765 code for a protein of 1161 amino acids. Lineage: Eukaryota; Metazoa; Annelida; Clitellata; Rhynchobdellida; Glossiphoniidae. The record is from RefSeq and is a predicted model, not a curated record. The transcript has 30 exons.